This is a messenger RNA of Stegostoma tigrinum, 2005 nucleotides long. It is a transcript of the gene cebpa, whose product is annotated as CCAAT enhancer binding protein alpha. NCBI's taxonomy places the organism in Eukaryota, Metazoa, Chordata, Chondrichthyes, Orectolobiformes, Stegostomatidae. The transcript has a single exon. The coding region runs from base 525 to 1259 and encodes 244 amino acids. The record is from RefSeq and is a predicted model, not a curated record. Gene Ontology annotation, molecular function: RNA polymerase II cis-regulatory region sequence-specific DNA binding; DNA-binding transcription factor activity, RNA polymerase II-specific. Gene Ontology annotation, biological process: regulation of transcription by RNA polymerase II; myeloid cell differentiation; DNA-templated transcription.
AGAGGGCGAAAGGUGAGAGGCAUGACGUGGGGUGAAUCCGCAUUCGUCCCCGCCCAGGGGCGGAGGGCGGGAACCCGGAGAGAGUAUAAAUGGAGAGAGUGUGACAGGGAGUGGGAGAGAGACUGGUAGAUAUUACAGAGUUAGCGCCGUGUACCGGGGGGGGGAAAAAACAGGCUUUCCCUCAAACAGGGACCGUAAGCGUCUGGGGAAUAGGGUCAGAGACAGUGACACACACUGAGGGUCGGGGGGAGACAGGGAGAGGGUCAGAGACAGUGACACACACUGAGGGUCGGGGGGAGACAGGGAGAGGGUCAGAGACACACACACACACACACACAGUGAGGGUCAGAGACAGUGACACACACACACAGACAGUGAGGGGGAGACAGGGAGAGGGUCAGAGACAGUGACACACAGACAGUGAGGGUGAGGGGGAGACAGGGACACUGCUAUCGGGGGGGUGGGGGAGACGGUGAGCCCCCGGUAACCCCGGAGCUCAGUCGCGGCAGUUUCUGUGCCGAGCCAUGGAGCAGGGGAAUUUCUACGAGGCGGAGCCGCGGGUGCCGGUGCCGGGGCCGGGAGCGCUGCCUUACCGGGGCCCGGAGCUCGGAGAGAUGGCGGAGCACGAGCACUCCAUCGAUAUCAGCGCGUACAUCGACCCCGCCGCCUUCAACGACGAGUUCCUCGCCGAUCUCUUCAGCCAGCACGGCGGCGGCGCCAAGGGGGGCCGGCCAUUCGGCAGUGGGAGAGCAGGGCCGCCCUUCAGCCCGUUGCACGGCUACCUGGACGGCAAGGCGGAGGGGGCGUGCGGCCUGAGGCCGGUGGUAGUGAAGCAGGAGCCCCGGGAGCAGGAGGAAGCCCUCCGGCCGAGGGCAGGACCGGGAUUCGCCCUGCAGCAGCAGGUCGCUCAAUGCGGCCAGACCUCGGUGCAGCUAGCCCCGGGGCAGCCCACCCCCCCGGCCACUCCCCAGGGCAGCCCCGGGAGGCAGGGCCUCGCCAAGGGCAGGAAGCCGGUGGAUAAGUCCAGCCUGGAGUACCGCCUGAGGAGGGAGAGGAACAACAUCGCGGUGAGGAAGAGCCGGGACAAGGCCAAGCUCCGGAACGUGGAGACCCAGCACCGGGUCAUCGAGCUCAGCAGCGACAACGAGAGGCUCCGCAAGAGGGUCGAGUACCUGAGCCGGGAGCUGGAGACCCUCCGGGGCCUCUUCAGGCAACUACCCGAGGACUCGCUGGUCAAGGCCAUGGGGAGCUGUGCCUGAGGGACACGCUCACCCCACCAUUCCCCCCCCCCAUCACUGUGUGUGGGUGGGGGGGACACCCAGACAUUGAGGCUCUCUGUGUGUUUGACAAAGAGCUGAAACUCUCCAAAGACUGCGGCACCCGUUUGGGGGUGGGGGAGAGAGACACUGAGAGACAACGGGGGCUGAACCCCCCCCCCCCCCCCCCCCCGGUACAAACUGUGCAGCUCCAGGCUGUGACCAACAACACCGCCCCCCCACCCCCUCGGAAAGGAGCCUGAGCUGGACCUAGUGUCGGUUGUUAAGUUGAAGGAGGGGGUGGGAAUUUUGAUGGAAACUGCGACAAAGUCUUGCGUGGUUUGCGGGGGGUGUUUAAUGUGAAACGUGCCCCCUGCCAGUGAGGCGGGGGGUGGGAGGGUGUGAAACAGUUGGGAUCCUGCGGAAUACCAGGAUCGCGUCCCAUUCCUUUGGAAAUGCCUCACCCUGAGAAUGUGUGUCCGGGCUGGACUUGCCUGCAUGUUGACUUUCAGGGGGAGGGGACUAUGUUCGGAGGGGUGGGCGCUCUCUCCGUGGAGGGGGGGGUGGUAUUUGUGGAUGGCUUAUACAGGGUGAGGGUCUGGCACUUCGUGCUAGCGGAGAUUUCCCUCGGUGUAAUUCUGUCAGCGAUUUGAGGGCUUUUUUUAAAAAAGAAAUAGCUAAUUUGUACCUAUAGCUUACUAUACAAACAAUUUUAUGAAAGUGUAUAAUAAACAGAUUAUUCUAUUUAA